Molecule: messenger RNA, 2221 nt
Organism: Pomacea canaliculata
Lineage: Eukaryota; Metazoa; Mollusca; Gastropoda; Architaenioglossa; Ampullariidae
Product: aldehyde dehydrogenase, mitochondrial-like
Molecular function (GO): aldehyde dehydrogenase (NAD+) activity
Source: RefSeq, a predicted model, not a curated record
GGGAGGAAGGGGUCGUAGCUGAUAACAGAAGCGAACCCCGAGGCUGAUAUAAAAGAGAGAGAAGUUGUCAGCUGAUAGAAGACCACAGACUGCAGUCGAGGCUCCACACGAACUGUCGACCUUUGACGUUUGGCCCGGGGUUGAGAGACGACGCCGACGGUAAAUCAGCGGAGACCCAGUGGAGCUUGUGUACGUGGCUGUGCGUGUGUCUGUGCUUGUUCUAAUAAACAUCCGUUAUCGCCUAUAGUGUCGUUGCUCAAACCGCGAUGGCGUCGUUACUGCGGGGACAGCUGGCUUCAUGUGCUCGAGCUGUGCUCCGCCAUGAGUACAGGUGGAUGUCGGCUGCUGCAGUUCCCCAGCCCAUCACCAACCCUGACAUCAAGUUCGCAAAGUGCUUUAUCAACAAUGAAUUUGUGGAUGCAGUCAGUGGCAAGACUUUUCCCACCAUUGAUCCCCGCACUGAGGAGGUCAUCACACAAGUAGCAGAAGGAGACAAGGCUGACGUGGAUCGUGCAGUUGCUGCAGCAAGAGAAGCUUUCCGUCUUGGAUCACCAUGGCGCCGGAUGGAUGGUUCCGAACGUGGGAGGCUGUUAAACAGACUGGCUGAUUUGAUUGAGAGAGACAAGCAGUAUCUGGCUUCACUGGAAACAUUAGACAGUGGAAAAGUCUAUAGGAUGUGUUUCGAAGCUGAUCUUAACCUUGUCAUCAAGUGCUACAGAUACUAUGCUGGUUGGGCUGGGAAGAACUCUGGCAAAACUCUUGAUGUUGAUGGUGAUUACUUCUCCUACACAAGACAUGAACCAGUUGGUGUUUGUGGACAGAUCAUACCUUGGAACUUCCCUCUUUUGAUGCAAGCUUGGAAGUUUGGACCUGCACUUGCCAUGGGCAAUACUGUGGUGAUGAAGCUUGCAGAACAGACACCACUGACAGGAUUGUAUGUUGCAAGCCUUGCUCGUGAGGCUGGUUUCCCACCUGGUGUGAUCAAUGUCAUUCCGGGUUUUGGUCCUACUGCUGGUGCAGCUAUUGCAAAACAUAUGAAUGUUGAUAAAGUGGCUUUCACCGGCUCCACAGAGAUUGGAAAUCUGGUUGCCCAGAUGGCUGCAAGCAGCAACCUGAAGCGUGUGACUCUGGAACUGGGAGGCAAAAGUCCUUUCAUUGUUCUCUCAGAUGCAGAUAUGGAACAAGCAGUUGAACAGGCCCACUUUGGUCUGUUUUUCAACCAGGGCCAGUGCUGUUGUGCAGGAUCAAGAAUAUUUGUGGAAGAGAAAAUCUAUGAUGAGUUUGUAGAGCGCAGCGCAGCUCGAGCAAAGCAACGAACUGUGGGAGACCCCUUUACAGGAGUAGAACAGGGGCCACAGGUUGAUGCUGAACAACUUCGAAAGAUUCUUUCCUUAAUAGACAGUGGGAAGAAAGAAGGUGCUAAGCUUGUGGCUGGUGGUAGUAGGCAUGGUGACCGUGGGUACUACAUCCAGCCUACUGUCUUCGCAGAUGGGGACAACAUGCGGAUAGCAAAGGAAGAAAUUUUUGGGCCAGUCAUGCAGAUUAUGAAAUUUAAAGGGAUGGAGAGUCUUCUUUCCCGAGCCCACGACACUAUCUAUGGCUUGGCAGCAGCUGUCUUCACAAAAGACUUGGAAAAAGCCAUUUACCUUAGCAACAGUCUGCGAGCUGGAACUGUCUGGGUAAACUGCUACGAUGUAUUUGAUGCCUCAGCACCAUUUGGUGGGUACCAGAUGUCUGGCAAUGGUCGUGAACUGGGAGAAUAUGGUUUGGAGGCUUACACUGAAGUCAAAACAGUGACAAUCAAAAUCCCUCAGAAAAACUCCUAAAACUCAUUGCUGGAUUGUUACUAUGGAAGUAUCCAUUUCAACAGAUCUUCAUGGCUGCACUGAUGCAUAUGACUGUCCCAGUAUUCUGAUUAUUUACUGCAAGCUGUGAAUUAACCCUUCUGGAACUAAAUCAUGUUAUCAGCAUUUAACUGACUUGAAAAAGCAUUAAUAUACUUGUGUAAACACACAAUUUCUGUAUAUAAAAAAGUUAUCAGGGACAUGAAGAAAAAAAAAAAACUUGUCAUACCUCUCAAUUCAUAUCACUUCAUGAGCUAAUCCAACACAUGCACUGUUUAACUUGUGAUCAGAAAUUAAUAAUGUAUAAGCAUUUUGUUGUUGCUACCUUGUUUUAGAAAAUAAAUGUUGUAUACUUUGUAACAGCAUUGCAAUACAAA